Diorhabda carinulata is the source of this 5923-nucleotide messenger RNA. RefSeq names its product protein madd-4 (gene nolo). Gene Ontology annotation, molecular function: metalloendopeptidase activity. NCBI's taxonomy places the organism in Eukaryota, Metazoa, Arthropoda, Insecta, Coleoptera, Chrysomelidae. Gene Ontology annotation, biological process: extracellular matrix organization. Bases 262 to 3693 code for a protein of 1143 amino acids. The record is from RefSeq and is a predicted model, not a curated record. The transcript is spliced from 17 exons. Gene Ontology annotation, cellular component: extracellular matrix.
ACGAGGAGAGGUAUCGUGACUGGUGCCCUUAAACAUCGAGUAACGUGCGCGCGAGUUGGUCAUAGUUGAUUGGUUUUUGGAUUUAUUUUCACUUGUUUUUCACUCUGAAUUCUGAUCCUAAGUGGCAAUUUUGACUUUCUUUUUUUACCACCACUGGUUAUCUCGAAAAAGAUUCGACAUAAAACAAGGAUUUUUUAAGGUUACCCAAUAGCAGAUGAAAGAGAAUACAGUGACAAUUCAAGAAAAUUUUGAACAAACAUCAUGAAAAGUGAAUCUGUUAUAAUAUUGAUAAUCUGUUGCCUCGCAGUAAGGUCUGUGGAAUAUAAUGACACAUCUCCAGAUGUUUCUGGGGUUUUAUUUUCAACAGUGGAUGAUGGCUCAGAACAGGAGCUUUCUGCACAACUUGAGCGGGUCAAUGAUAUUUCAGAAGGAUGGUCUGGGUGGUCACGAUGGACUCCCUGUUCUAGAUCCUGCGAUGGCGGCAUUUCUCGACAGCUUAGAACUUGUACAGUAGACAAGUGUCGAGGAAAACAUGUGCAGUACAGAAUUUGUAAUACACAGGCGUGUCCUGACCCCCAUGAUUUUCGAGAAGAUCAAUGCGCUACCUACAACAACAUACCACUAAACGGAAUCCUAUAUGAAUGGGUGCCUCAUUAUAUGGACAACUAUCCUUGCGCUUUAAUUUGUAAAGGUAGACCAAUCGAUUUAGAUGAAUCUAAUGAGGACUUCGUUGCGGUGGUAGAAAAUUUUUCGAAUAAAGUUCUUGAUGGUACUAGGUGUAGACCUGGAAGCUUGGAUGUAUGUAUCGGAGGCGAUUGUCAGCAAGUGGGUUGUGAUUUACAGAUUGGUUCAGAAAAACAAGUCGAUGAAUGUGGAGUAUGUGGCGGAGAUGGUUCGACGUGUUCCAGGUCACUAUAUCACUGGAUCCUUGUUCAUACUUCAUUGUGCUCUGCUACUUGUGGGGGAGGAUACAAAGUGUCAUAUCCUAAAUGCCAAAAUAGGGACACGGGAGACGAAGUCGAGGAGAAGUUGUGCAAUGAAUCGCAGAAGCCCGAUAGGACCAUCGUUGAAUGUAACACUCAGAACUGUCCACCAAAAUGGCAUACCAAUAAAUGGGGACCUUGCUCAGUUAGUUGUGGUCGUGGAAUCAGACAUCGACAAGUACAAUGUGUUGUUCAAGAAACUAAUAAUACAAAAUUGAUAGUAGAUGACACCAAAUGUGAAGGACCUAAGCCAUGGUUCCAGGAGGACUGCAAUGAAUACGAUUGUCCGACUUGGGUAACAACCACAUGGUCAGGGUGCUCCGUUUCUUGUGGAGAAGGAACUCAAGUGAGAAAUGUAGAGUGCAGAGAUAAGGAUGGCCGAUAUUCUGAACUCUGUUUGUUCAACAUUAAGCCUAUCAGUACAAAACUUUGUUCUACCGGCAUCCAGUGUCCGACAAAUGUCAAAACUAGUGAAGAACUUCUUCCAGGAUUGUAUCAUAUAAAUAAUUUAGUACAAUUGUACCCACCAGCUCCAAUUCCAGAAAGAUUAAUUGGAGAUCAGAUAGUACCUUCCGAGAGCACAUUCAUAUCAGAUGAAUGGGGCCCCUGUACUGUAACUUGCGGGGAAGGUGUUCGGCGGCGAGAAGUACACUGUAAAAUAUUCCUAGAAUAUUCUAGGACGAUAGCCAAACUUCCAGAUAAGCAAUGUUCUGGACCAAAACCUAUAGAAACACAAUCAUGUUAUAAGGAACCAUGUGUGUCAGAAAAAAUUGGAAUUGAUAUUAAAGAUGAUCCAUAUAGUAGGGCAGAUAUCAAAAUUGCGCCAGGGGUACCAGGUAAAUCAUAUUCUUGGAAAGAGCAGGGCUAUACACAAUGCAGUGCCACUUGUUUGGGAGGGAUACAAGAACUUAUAGUGAAUUGCGUAAGAGAUGAUACUCAGAAAUUAACAUCGCCUUAUAUGUGCCCUAUAGAAUUAAAACCUGAAAUUAGAAUACAAACCUGUAAUGACCAUCCUUGUCCCCCUAGGUGGAAUUAUUCCAAUUUCUCACAAUGCUCACAAAGCUGUGGCAUAGGUAUUCAAACUAGGGAAGUUAAUUGUAUUCACGAAGUUACUCAAGGUGGAGGAAACACUGUAAUAGUUCCUAAUAAUAUGUGUCCUCAACCACCACCUCCAGAUAGGCAAUACUGUAAUGUACUUGAUUGUCCAGUAAAGUGGAAAAUAGGAGAAUGGUCUAGGUGCUCCACAAGCUGUGGAGGAGGAAGCAAAACGAGAAAAGUUGAAUGUAAGCAGGUAAUGGCACAGAAUCAUACUGUAGAUAGACCACCUUCUAUGUGUUCAAUACCAAAACCUGCAGAAUUUAAACCUUGUAAUACCAAAAGUUGCAUAGUGGAAAGUGAUAAACCCCAUAUUGAUGUUUCAAACAGCACAUUCAUUCAGCACGAUCCAAAAAAGAAGAAGAUAUCAUUGAAAGUCGGUGGGGCAGCUACAGUAUUCUCUGGAACCACUAUCAAAAUAAAAUGCCCUGUUAAAAGAUUUGACAGAACAAAAAUAGAAUGGAUGAAAGACAAAAGCUUGAUCCCAAGAAAUAGGAAAUAUAAGACUUCUAAAAAAGGUGCUUUAAGAGUUACUAAUCUGACUCUGAGAGACAGCGGAAUGUACACCUGUAUGGCUGCUAAGUCAGUAGCGAAUAUUCAUAUUUCGGUCAGACCAAAGCCCGGCGAAUUCCCUACAUCUGAAGAAAUUCAGAAACAAGGUUUAAAAACCGAAAAGGUGGAGUUAGCUUCUGAUGUUCACGAGAAAAAAGAAGAGGAAACUCCCAUUUUCAGCGAUGACCAUUCUCACGAACAACGACCAGAUAGAUCAAGGAAGAAUCCCAGCUCGAAGUUGUUUACGCCAACAUUACCUUCACUUCGACUGGAUCCUAAUUAUAACGAACAGUUACAGAGUUCUUUGAAUAGAAGCGGAGAAAAAGAUCCAUCUCCACAUUUACCUUCAAGUACAUCACAGCUCUACGUCCCAGAUGAACAUACAGAUUUGGCAAGCUCCGCCUCUAGAGUUUUGCCGAAUUUCCAAAAGCUAAUAUUCAAUUUACAGUUAUUAUGGCCUUUCCAGGCAUUUAGCAAUUCUAGAGGUCACAGGAUGAUCGACUUCCCCAGUAACAAGAAUAACGAAAACAGAGUUCCAUUUUUGAAUGAAGAUUCUGAAGAGAGUGAUUACGACACAAAAACCGAGAAAUUUCUUGAAAGCAGCGAUGGGGAUAAUAUCGUAGUUCUAGGCAAAGGAAAGAAAGAGAAUCUUAAAUUUGAAUGGACAUCAGGACCAUGGUCGAGGUGUUCAGAAACUUGUGGUGGAAACGGUAUUCAACGCAGAGAAGUCAGUUGUAUUGUAAAGUUGUAUAAUGCCAGUCAACCUGUUGAUAAUAUUCUCUGUGACGAGACAGGAGUAAAAUCCCCAUUUUCCAUUAGAAAAUGUGGUUUUGAUAGGUGUCCUGAGUGGACAGUGCAUGAGUGGAGCUCUUGUGAAAACUCAAAAUGUUUCAAGUGGCAUAAAGCACUACAGAGACGAAUUGUAUCAUGUGAAAUAUCAAGCAACAUAACUUUGGAUCCGGUUAUAUGCGAUGCAGAUAAUAAACCAAGUGAUGAACAGGAAUGCGUUAACAAGAAAUGCGUUGGAAAAUGGAAAAUAGGACGCUGGUCUGAUAGUUCUUAAGAAUUUGUAGACAAAACCUUGUAAAAACUAAAAACAAAAAUAAAAAUAACUAUAUGAAGAUACAACUGAAAUAAAAUUUCAAUAAACCGAAGAAAACCGCAAUGAGUAACAGAAUUAUAAGCAAUGGUAAUUGGUAAUAAUUAGUAUAUAAAGACAUAGCAAAAUUAAACCAGUAUAUAGCAUGUCCGAAGUAGUUUACAGAGUAGAAGGCACUUUCCAGUAAAUAUGCCCUCAAAUUAUGCGAGAAAACAUGAUAUCGGUUUAAUUUCAAUUUGCAGGUGGUUGUGUAUUUUUUUCUAUUAUAAAAUAUUGAGCCCUUAACUAAUUCAGAAUGUAGAGUGGGUAGGUGAAGGGUGUGCUCCGCAUUCCUAAGUGGAUAGCCGUGCAACGAUAUUAUGAAAUUGGAGAAGUGUGCUUACAAAUAGGCAAGCGGAUUCAAAGAUGAAUAAUAAAGGAAGGGUCAGAAUUUUUAAUCUUUUAAAGAAGUCCCUGCAAUGAGCACUGCUGUUUAGUCCGAAUGAAUAUCUAAUAGCUCUUUUGUAGCUUAGGUUCGCUCCAAUUGAGUGGCACCACACGUAUCCCACUAGGAAGGACAUAUCGGAGAUGCGAGUCAAUCAGGGGAUAAUAAACUUGUAAGGAGGUGGAUGAGUUCAGUUCUCUGGGAACUGAUUCUAGUGAUUAGGUCACUAGAUAUAAUGCCGUGAGAUCAGGGUUGCUUCAACAGAAACUAGUAUCGUCUGAAGAUAAACAUAUUUUACCACUUUGUCUAUAAAAACGGAGGCAUCGUUGUACAACCCUUAAAAGCUGACUUCUGUUGAAAAGGUAUGACUCAAGCCAUGCGAGAAUUGUUCCCCUAAAACCGUCAUACUAAAAUUUGUUAAUUAAAAUAUCAAUCAACACGAUCGAAAGCCUUAGAAAGAUCACAAAAAGUUGUUGCAGUUAAGUGAUAAUUGUUUAGGCUGGAAAAGACUUUAUUUAUGAGGGAGAAAAUAGCAUGAUUUGUGCAUUUGUUACUUGAAAAUUUAAAUUGGUGAGUAUUUUACAUUUACAGAAAUGAUAAAAGCCUCUUUCCGACCAAUCUUUCUAUAACCUUGGACAACGUGGGAAGGAGUGCAAUUAGGUGAUGAUUCGAUGCUUGAUUUUUAUCUUCUCCUUUAUACAGAGGUAUAAUUCCAGUCGUCCUAAGGCAAUUGGGAAAAGUUCCAUUUUGAAAUGAAACGUCAAUUAAAAUGAUAAGGUGAUUUAAUGUGCAAUCGGGUACACUCGAAAACACUUUUUAUGUGAGUCCAUCAAUUCCGAUGAGUAUUUAUUUUUGAUGUAAUCAAUUGUACUGCGAAGCUUCGCUGAAACUACGGGCAUAAAGAAGAAACCAUAUUUCUUUAGAAACAUCACGAAAAUUGGCAUUUCUCCUAUCAUAAUAAAUAUACUUGACAGAUUUAUUGUCUUAUGAAUAAUCUUUCUAUGUUGUUUCAUGUAAUUUUUGAAAAAGAAACUAUCCUAUAAUUUCUUUAGGUGAGAUAAAGAUCUUGGAUCUCGCGGCAUUAGGUUUAGUUGCUUUAGAGGUGAGUUGGUAGUGUCUAUUUUGGUACCAGGCGGCCACAUACUCAUAUCCUUGAGCUGCUUCAAGUGAAUUUUCUUCUGUACUUUUGAAAUCGGAGUUCUUAUUUUUACAUGUACGAGGAUGUAUUGACAUCCAGUUAGCCUAGACCAGUUCCAUGCAUAAACAAAAUAUUGCGUUACCAUAGCAACGAGCAAUAAAUUAUUAGAAGUGUAAGUGUAAAGCUUGACACAUCAAAAACGUGAACCAGAGUUACGCAAUAAAUUGAAAGGAAAAAGAUGUCCACCGAAUUUGUUAGAAUUGAAAAAUUCGAGCCAUCAUCAAGUACCUGUAUUUAAAAGGGUUAAGAGGUAAGUAGAUUCACGAAGAUAAGCUUAAUACCCUUGUUGAUCAAUGUCCUUCGUAUGUGACCGUGGAAAAUUGGACUGCAAGCUUCAAAAAAGGUAAAUUUUCCAUUGAACAUGAUGACUGAUCGAGAAAACCAGUUUCUGUGUUAGUUCCCGAAAAAUCUCGAUGCAGUUCAUGAAAUAAUUUUAUCAGACCGUCGAAUUGGACUCAAACGGAUAUCUGAAGCAGUGAAUAUUUCAUACGAACGCGUUCAUCAUAUAGUUCACGUCAAUUUGAACAUAAUAAGAAAAAUUGCUGCAAAAUGGAUUCCCAAUCAAUAAUUCA